This is a messenger RNA of Corylus avellana, 2126 nucleotides long. RefSeq names its product putative indole-3-acetic acid-amido synthetase GH3.1. Gene Ontology annotation, cellular component: cytoplasm. Gene Ontology annotation, molecular function: acid-amino acid ligase activity. Lineage: Eukaryota; Viridiplantae; Streptophyta; Magnoliopsida; Fagales; Betulaceae. The record is from RefSeq and is a predicted model, not a curated record.
UGUCUCAAUUUGAUUUCCUCGUGUACUUUCUCUAGCUAAGCUUUCAACAAUGGCGAUUGAAUCACAGGUCUCGACCCCUCUUGGCCCUCCAGCUUGCGAGAAGGACGCCAAGGCGCUUGAGUUCAUCGAGGAGAUGACAAGGAACACAGACGCCGUCCAGGAGAGGCUUUUGGCUGAGAUAUUGAGUCGGAACGCGGAAACCGAGUACCUCAGGCGGUUCCGGCUCAAGGGGGCGACGGACCGCGACACUUUCAAGGCGAAUGUUCCUGUGGUUACCUACGAGGAUCUUCAGCCUGAGAUCCAACGUAUUGCUAAUGGCGACCGCUCUCCCAUCUUGUCCUCUCACCCCAUUUCUGAGUUCCUCACCAGCUCGGGGACUUCGGCUGGGGAGAGAAAAUUGAUGCCGACGAUUCAUGAAGAGUUGGACCGUCGCCAGAAAUUGUACAGCCUUCUCAUGCCGGUGAUGAACUUAUACGUCCCGGGUUUAGACAAAGGCAAGGGACUCUACUUUUUGUUCGUGAAGGCGGAGACGAAGACUCCCGGCGGCCUCCUGGCACGUCCGGUGCUCACCAGCUACUACAGGAGCGAACACUUCAAGACCAGGCCGUACGACCCCUACAAUGUGUACACCAGCCCAAACGAGGCCAUUCUCUGCGUCGACUCGUUCCAAAGCAUGUACACGCAGAUGUUGUGCGGCCUCAUUAUGCGCGAAGAGGUCCUCCGAGUCGGCGCCGUAUUUGCCUCCGGCCUACUCAGAGCCAUCCGAUUCCUACAACUUAACUGGCAGCAGUUGGCCCACGACAUCUCAACCGGAACUUUAAACCCUAAAAUCACGGAACCUUCUCUCCGGGAAGUAAUUUCCAAACUCGUCAAACCCAACACACAACUCUCCGAGUUCAUCACCAAGGAGUGCUCGGAAGAUAAUUGGGAAGGUAUAAUCACGAGAAUUUGGCCCAACACGAAAUUCCUAGACGUGAUUGUAACGGGUGCGAUGGCUCAGUACAUACCAACGCUUGACUAUUAUAGCGCUGGGCUACCUCUUUCUUGCACCAUGUAUGCCUCUUCCGAGUGCUACUUUGGGCUUAAUCUCAAGCCAAUGUCCACGCCUUCUGAGGUUACCUACACCAUCAUGCCAAACAUGGCUUACUUCGAGUUCUUGCCACACGAGCCGAACGCUCCAGCUCUAUCGCGCGACUCACCUCCGCGGCUUGUGGACCUUGCCGACGUGGAGGUUGGGAAGGAGUACGAGCUCAUCAUCACCACCUACGCCGGUCUGAACCGGUACCGAGUUGGCGACAUCCUCCAGGUCACCGGUUUCUACAACGCGGCUCCGCAAUUUCGGUUCAUAAGAAGAAAGAACGUGCUGUUGAGCAUCGACUCGGACAAGACGGACGAGGCGGAGUUGCAAAAGGCGAUAGAAAAUGCGACGGCGCUCAUAAAGGAAUUCAACACGAGCGUGGUGGAGUACACGAGCUACGCCGACACGAAAUCAAUCCCUGGACACUACGUGAUUUACUGGGAGUUGCUUGUGAAGGAUCCGGCUAACUCACCCACCGACGAUGUCCUGAACCAAUGCUGCUUAGCGAUGGAGGAGUCGCUGAACACGGUGUACAGACAAGGCCGAGUCGCGGACAACUCAAUCGGACCGCUUGAAAUCAGAGUGGUUAAGAACGGCACGUUUGAGGAGCUCAUGGACUACGCAAUCUCGCGGGGCGCGUCGAUCAACCAAUACAAAGUACCCAGGUGCGUGAAUUUCACCCCCAUCAUGGAGCUCCUGGACUCAAGGGUGGUAUCGGUGCAUUUUAGCCCAGCUGCGCCGCAUUGGACCCCUGAACGACGUCGUUGACCGAAUGACGGCAUGGAAUAAGAUCAUCUGUUGGGAUAUAUAAUAGAAGCCAAAUUAAAAAUCCGUGGCUUGUUGAAUUUAUUUGAGGUUUUAAAAGUGUCUUUUGUUUCAGUUGUUAUUUUGAAAUUGUUGGGUGUUUGUCUGUAUAAUAAGUUCAGAUAAUCUUAUGUGGAGAUGAUGUAAUUGUCACGGAUGUGUUUGUUAAUUAGUCAAUGUAUGAUGUAUCGUAUCCUUUUCCGCUUGUCUUUAUUUCUUUCAGCUUUCUUAUAAUUAAUCGAGG